Molecule: messenger RNA, 2398 nt
Organism: Terrapene triunguis (Three-toed box turtle)
Lineage: Eukaryota; Metazoa; Chordata; Testudines; Emydidae
Gene: R3HCC1
Product: R3H domain and coiled-coil containing 1
Exons: 9
Molecular function (GO): nucleic acid binding
Source: RefSeq, a predicted model, not a curated record
AUGGCUGGUUCCGGCAUGGCCGGCCCCGGCCCCCCGCUGCCGCCGCUCCGGCUGCCCCCCGUCCUUCCGAGCACCCGGCACCGGGCCCGGGGCAGCGUCCGGGGAACUGAGAGGGGCCGACCCUCGGUGUCUGGUCCUGCGACCACACACAAAGGAGCUAAAGCAUUUGCAUUUCCCUCCCUUCCCUCCCCUGCUGCCUUUUGUCACCCUCUUCCUCUGCAUCCCACUCUCCAUCAGGCCACCCCCCCCACUGUCACCCUGGCGCUGCGUUGCUUGGAUGGCGUCUUCCUCUCCCCCAAUGAGAAUGACUUCGUGUGCAAGGUCGCUGAAGAACUGGACCAUUUUCUGCUCCAAAACCAGCAUGAGAAAGUUCUCUUGUUCCCCCCCUUGUCCAGCCGCCUCAGGUACCUGAUCCACAGGACCGUGGACAAUGUCGAUUUGUUAAGCAGCUUUUCUGUCGGGGAAGGAUGGAAGAGGAGGACUGUUAUAUGUCACUCAGUCAUAAGGUUGCCCGAGGAGCCUGGCGAUCAGAACAGUUCCUCCAGCAACACGGCGAGAUCCCACCGCCCUCUCCAGUCAAGAGGCAGGGGAGGCAGAGCCGCAGGGCUGCGCCACGCGGAGAUGCCUGCCGAUGGCUCUCGAGUCAACAGAGGUAUCGGCAGGACUAGGCGACCGCCCCGGAGGAAGCCGGAUAAAGCUUUGUAUGUUCCCAGGGUGGUGCGCGAAAAACUGGAGGAGUUGAGAAAUGAAAGCCUGGCCGGAGCUGGAGCUGAGCCAGAUGAUGAUGUCGUGCGAGAGGCAGGGAGCUGCAUUGAAAGUGCAACCGAUGGGACCCCAGCGGAGUUGGGUAACUUUGAGGCCACUACAAAUUCCAGCAGGGUAGCAAGUCAUCUUGAUUCAGUCCCUGGCAAGGAACUUCAUGAAGUCCAGGGCCCUAAAGAGGCAUAUGAAGAACAUAUUGUGGGUGAAAUCAGUGGUGAUAAAAGUAACAAGUGUCCAGUGGACUGUUCAGAUGUCUCUGUGUUGGAGUGUGCCAGGAACCUAUCUGCACUGGAUAAAGACUGUUCAGAUGCCCCUGUAAUGGAGUGUAGCAAAACUCUAUCCCAACAUGAAGACCAGGAUAACAGCAGUACAGAUGCCACUGUAUUGGAGUGUAGCAAAAACCUGCACCAAAUAGAAGAUCAAGAUAAAGACACCAUGGAUGCCAGUGUAUUGGAGUGUAGCGAAAACGUACUGGUCCUGGAAAACCAGGAUAAAGGCUCUAUGAAUGCCACUCUAUCAGAGUGCAGCAAAAACCUAUCCCUACCAGAAGACCAGAAUAAGGAGUCUGUGGAUGCCUCCAUAUUAGAACACAGCAAGAACUCUUCAGUACUUGAAAACCAGGAUGAGGGCCGUACAGACACCAUUGUAUUGGAGCGUAGCCAAAACCUAAGUCUCCCAGAAAAUCAGAAUCAAAGCUGUAUGGAUGCCCGUGGAAUGGAGUAUGGUAAAAAACCAUCUGUAUUGGCAGACCAGGAUAAGCACUGCAUGGAUACCUCUGUAUUAGAUCAUGCCCAAAAGAUAUCCCUACCAGAAGAUCAGGAUGAGGACUGUACAGUCCUGGCGGGCAGACUGCGGUGUGGGUUGGAAUUGUCUGCAGAGGAUAGAGGCACCGAAAACCCUGCAGUGGAUGAGCAGAGCAGCGUAGAGGAUGACUGUGGUGCUGAACUCUUGCAAGAGAUUGCAACUUAUUUGACUGUAAAGGACAUUAGCGUCGAGAAGAUCCAGUUCGAUUAUUCCAGCUAUGGGGAUGCACAGAUCAAUGAGGGAGAUUUUGGACAUGUUAUAGAGAUCUACGAUUUCUUGCCAUCCCUGAAAACUGAGCAUCUGAUGGAAGCAUUUUCAGAGUUCCACAAGAGUGGUUUCAAAAUUCAGUGGGUCGAUGACACUCAUGCCCUGGGUAUCUUUUCCAGUCUGGCAGCAGCAUCUCAGGCCUUGGGGCAGAGUUAUCCUUCUCUAAAGAUCCGAUCCUUGAUUCACGGGACAAGACAGUCUAAAACCAAGGCACUUCAACGACCAAAGCUCCUUCAGCUGGCUAAAGAGAGACCCCAGACUGACACUGCAGUGGCUAGAAGGCUGGUGACAAGGGCGCUGGGUUUGCAGCACAAAAAGAGAGUCUCAGGUGGUGACAUGCUACAGCCCGAGAACUUGGAGCUGGAAGAGUAAACUGACUCGGAGCCGAAGACAAGCUUUGAAGGAGCCAGGGUGGGAUAGCGAACUGCAUGCAGAACAGUGAGUUGCCAUUAGGACACACUGUGGAGUUGUGGGGUUUUUUUUUUUCUUUAAAUGGGGGAAGGGAACAAGUUUACUGUUGUUGAUAUUGAACUCCCUUGUUGCAUUCUGGGAAACGGGCCAUUUA